Lodderomyces margitis is the source of this 3330-nucleotide messenger RNA. RefSeq lists its product as uncharacterized. Bases 1 to 3330 code for a protein of 1109 amino acids. The transcript has a single exon. Lineage: Eukaryota; Fungi; Ascomycota; Pichiomycetes; Serinales; Debaryomycetaceae. The record is from RefSeq and is a predicted model, not a curated record.
AUGAACGUAUCAUAUUCAUCGUCAAAUGUGGUUGGCUAUGCAAGUCACCUAGCUACACUUGAUGUGAAAUUGCCAUUAAAGUACCCAGAAGCAGCAGCAGCAGCAGCAGCAGCAGCAACAACAUCAUCAUCCACCAUCAACCCCAAUGAUCAAUUUCAUCUGAGCCUUGCAGUAACUGGUCAAUUACUUAAACUUGAGUCUACUUCACUAAUUCCGCUUGUAUCAUGUUCGAUCUUGAACGAUUUGAAAACAAUUGUUUUAACUCCAAUUGAACGCAAGUCAAAUAGUUUAGGUUUGAAACUUCAAAACAUCAAGAUCCACUUGCCUCAUAAAGUCUCAUCAACCAGCUGUUUUGAUAUUCGUAACAAUGGUGAGCAUGUUUACAUCAAUAUCAUUGAUUCUAAUUACCUACUUGUAUCUUUAAAGAUACCGAUUGAGACAUUUGUUACCGGAAAGACCUUGUCUUUAUUUGAAUUUGAAGAAUGGGGACAUAUUUCUGUUCCUUAUUCAUUUGAGAUGAGAUCAAAUCCGUACCUCGUGAAGUCAAUUGAUGAGUUCAAUGUGCUAGUUUCGUUGAAAGAUGGUGGCUUGCUUCAUUUUCAAAAGCAACAUCCCUUGUCUCCAGUGGAAAUCUAUACUUUUAAUGAGCCAGUUUCAUAUUUUGGAGGGUUUUUUAGGAAUAAAAAGGCAAAUCUAGAUGUGGGUGGAGUAUCAGCAAACUCUGUAGUGGAUUUGAUUAAAAUUGAUGAUUAUUUAAUCACCCUUACAACAAGCAGAGAUUUGAAAUUAUGGAGUUUAACAAAGCAUCAACACAUUUCAUCCACAUCGUUGUACAACAAGCUGGAUGAGGAUAUUCGGCUAACCACAGUGCCUUCGAAGUACCUUCAAGUGGUGGAUAUUGAAGGCGAGAACUACAUCGCGUUAUUCAACCCAACAAAUAGUAGCCACAAAAAGAGCCGAUUUGGAUUCAGGACAUGGCAAAUAAAGGAGGAGCUGUCUUUGAUUGAAGUGUCUAAAUUGGAAUUCCAGCCUGAAUUGCCAAAUACAUUGUUAUCAUCAUCGGAUAUUUUUUAUCACGAGUCAACUUUUCAAAAUACUAUAUGGUUUAUUCAAGAUUUUGAAAUUCAAUACCAAGACAAUGGCCAAUUAACCCAUCAUAUUUUGUGGAAAUCUAACACCUCGUCCAUUUUAGUCACAUAUACGAUCAAUUUCGACAACGGAGCAAUAUCAUCGAUUGAAUUGUCUCUGCCACCAACCCACAAUGAAGAAGAAGAGGUUUCGAUCCAUUUUGACUCGGAGUACUAUCGUCGAAAGAUUUUUGAUUCAGGAAGAUUUGAUAACUUGAUUGUUGGCACUUCGUUAUCCAUAUUGCGCCAACACUUGAAAUCGCAACAGGACGAAUUAGACGAUAGAGAUUUGCGCAAAUUGGCAAUCAAGGUAGUAGAGUUUAACUCUACUGCUGAAUCUUCGAAACAUAUUUGGUUUAAACUUUAUUCCUUAUGCGAGGAGUUUAAAAAGAGCAGCCAAGAAGCAUUGGCUUUAGUAUCAUUUGAUAAACACUUGAUCACGGUGCAAGCAAAUGGUUACGGGUUAUUCAGACCGUCCCAUUAUUUUGAAUUGUUAAUUUGCAAAAAUAUUCAGAGUCCCGAGGGGAGAUUAAUGCAAUUGUUUAAUAGAUUCCGCACUACAUUGUCGGCAAAGACAUAUCACAAGUUGAACGAGUCGGUUCUAUCACGUGGUGACCACCAAUUCGAUGCUAGUGCAGUUGACGAAAUUUUCCAAACACAUCUUAAUGAGAAAUUGCCUCAACAAGAGAUUCAAUCGGCCAUGUCUCAUUUGGCAAGUAUACCUAAUGUAUUACAAAUUAUUCAAUCUUUAGUUGCUGAUUCUGAUUAUCAAUUGAUUGAAGUUGUUGACCAAGUGGGGGAGUUGGGUGAGUUUUUCAAAUUGUCAACCUUUGCCACUUUUAAGAAUAUAAUGCAACAGCAUAGCACACUAUUGACAGAUUUAUUAGUGUUGCUUUUGGUUUGUGAAGUCAAUGAUGAAAUAUUAUACUUACUCAAUCAGGUGAUGCGUGGAUUGCAACAGUACAAUUUGACAGAAAUUAUAUUUGAAACGUGUUUUGAGUCCAGUAAUUGCAAGUCACUGCUUGAGUCUAAUGGUUUGGGUAAUGUCGAUUAUUCAUUAUUUUGGUCGGCGAUAGUCAAAAAAGACACCACCUUGAAACAAUUAUUUGACAAUUUAAGAAUCAACGAUGCGUAUGAUUACUUUCACAAUGAUGUAUUGACAAAGAGAGAUUCCAUUGUAAAUUCCGUCAUUGAGUUGAUCAACCACCAUCAUCAAGGUUCAUAUUUGAAAAAGUAUUUUUUAACCAAAUUGAAUCAAGAUGAUGUCGAUGAACUAUUCCUUGUGGGCAUUAUCCAUUUGAUCAAUAAUGAAGCAACUUUAUUCUAUGAUACGUUUGCUUCAUUUGACAAGUUUGAAAAUUUAAAUGUUGCCAAGUUGAACGCAUUGAAACAAGAAGAAAAUUUACGUCAUUUCUUGACUUGCUUCUAUACUACGCCUACCAAAAAUGAUUAUUAUCAUGGUUUAUCAGAAUUGACAAUGUCACAAGCUAUAGCUGGGAAAUCUACCGAUGUCAUAAGGAAACAAUUAACUGAGGUGGCGUUGAAAUUUGAUAAAUUGGCCAUUGAAAACACCAAAGAGGAGCCAUCGAAAGUUGAAUCGUUAUACUUGAAUGUAUUUGAUUUAGCAUUAUCUAUUUCCGAUUAUAAUUCAGUUGGCCAAUCAUUACAACACUUGGCUUCAAAUAGUCAGUUACCAACAUUGUUGACCCGGUAUAUUGAAAAAUUAAUAUCGGAACUGAAAAUCAAGCUAAUCUUCCCGCCCAAUAGUAACAGCCAAGUCUAUCGUACUCAUUUCAAACUAAUUGAUUCAAUUUUGGUUAAAAUAGCCCAAACGGCGCCGUUAAUGUCAUCGUUGAAAAUUUACCAAAUUUGUUCCUCAUGGAGAUUAUUUGGGUGUUGUACUUCUAAAACUGAAUUGGGAGACCAACGUGGUUCAUGUGAAGCAUUGUAUCAAUUCAUUCAACGAUAUAAAAAUGAAAUUAAAACUAUUGACAAGACGAGUAAAUUUCAAGUUUUACAAAUGUAUUUACUCAUAUUGAAUAAUUUGAAAACAUUUGCUGAUGUUGAUGAUCAAUGGUUUUUCAAUAGUGCACCGUUUCCUGAUACAGGUUCGUCUUCACUGAUUGUAACUGCUAGUCGGAUCCAGAUUGAGUAUUUGGAGUGGAUGAAGAAUUUAGAAACCGAUUUGUCUACAUUAGAAUAA